This is a messenger RNA of Liolophura sinensis, 3322 nucleotides long. RefSeq names its product calcium homeostasis endoplasmic reticulum protein-like. Lineage: Eukaryota; Metazoa; Mollusca; Polyplacophora; Chitonida; Chitonidae. Gene Ontology annotation, biological process: intracellular calcium ion homeostasis; RNA processing. The record is from RefSeq and is a predicted model, not a curated record. Bases 120 to 2921 code for a protein of 933 amino acids. Gene Ontology annotation, molecular function: RNA binding. Gene Ontology annotation, cellular component: perinuclear region of cytoplasm. The transcript has 20 exons.
AGAAAAUGGCUGCUGCCAUGGCACACUCAUGACUUUUCCUCAACAACUGUGUCUCGUCUGUAUCAAAUUGUUCUUUUUCUCCCCCAAAUCAUACUGAAGAUUGCAGCGAUUACUUCAGGAUGGAUCUCCCUAAACCACCAGAAGAUCUUGAACUAAAGAACAUUAUAGACAAGUUAGCCAACUUCGUGGCUCGGAAUGGUCCAGAGUUUGAGUUCAUGACCAAAAACAAACAGAAAGACAAUCCCAAGUUUUCUUUCCUGUUUGGUGGGGAGUAUUUUAAUUACUAUCAGUACAAGGUGACAACAGAGCAGACAAUUAUUAACCAUCAGAAGCAAAAACUUGCAGAGCAGCAGCAGAAGUUAGCGCAACAACAAGUGAUAGUUCAGCAGGUGAUUACCCAGCAGGCCAUUCAAACAGCACCAUGGCAACAAAACCAGCAAGCGACUCAGCAAAUCCAGCAGCUCCAGCAGCAGAUACAACAACAACAACAGCGGAUGCAGGAGCAGAUCAAACAGAGCGAGCAGAAUCUGGCUGCGCAGUAUCAGAGCCUGAUACAGCAACAACAGAUUCAGAUUGAGGAUGCCAUUCUUAAGGCUCGAGACGAGAGGCUACAAGCGCUGAGUGAGAACAGUGGGAUAAGCAUAGAUGACCUGAACAAAGUCGUACAGCCGAUCAUCGAGUCCUGUACCAAAGAUGCCAUCUCUAAUGGCAAGACCUGGAUAUUCACCAGAAGUGUGGGAGAUGCUCAGUGUGAAUUUGUCACUUUGUACCUGCUCAAAAGGAUAACUGCAAGAGAAGCAAGUUUUCAGAUGAGACUACAUCUCAUUUACCUAAUCAAUGACUUGUUACAUCACUGCCAGAGGAAAAAUGCUGAUGACCUGAAAAUUGCAUUGGAGAAAAUUGUGGUACCUGCAUUUUGUACAGCAAGCACUGGUGUUGAGGAAGAAAAGAAGCAGAAACUGACAAAGCUGCUUAGUUUGUGGGAACAGAACAAGUACUUUUCACAAGCCACUAUUGAGCAAAUGAAAGAUUGUGCCCCAGUGUUAGCCAGUUACCAGGCCAGCUUGAUCACAGACCACGCCCACAUUGUGACCCAGAUUACUGGCUCAGUCCAGCAACAGUACUCUCAGCUGCAGAAACAACACCAGGAGUACGCUGCACACCUGAACACCCAACUGCAGGGGCAGCAGCAGCAGUUACAGCAACUCCUGCAGCAGCAGCAGUCUGCUGCACCGCCGACCACCCCUCAGGGUACAUCGUUGCCGAUAGCUCAGCCUGUUGUGGUCAACCCUGUGUUAGGCCAGUCAGCCCCCACCCUACCAGGUGCCCCGGCUGUGGUGCAGCCUGUGUCCCAGGCCGGGGUGAUAAGCUCCAGUCUCCCUGGUGCCCCUGGGGCGGUGCAGGCUGUCUCUCAGGCAGGAGUGAUCGGUGCUGCUAUCCCUGUACAGACCAACAUUCCAACUGUGGCCCCAGUGGGUACCUCCUUGGUCAGCACUCUGGUCACCCCUCAGACUAUCCCCCAGUCCGUCAUUGCUGGGCAGCCAGACACCCAGAUCACAGCUUUAACCAGCCAGCCUGUCUUCACACCUGGUAUAUCAGCACCAGGUCCCACGACCUCCGCCACAGCCACCUCUGUGAGUCUGGAGAGCUCGACCCCCUCUCUCCCCACCCUGGCGACUGCAACCCUAGGACCAGCUAUCAACACUAACAUCCCACCUCCGGCAUCAGGCCCCACCAUGGCCCCAGCAUCAGGCCCCACCAUGGCCCCAGCAUCAGGCCCCGCCAUGGCCCCAGCAUUUCCUAACCAGCCCCCACCAGGCCACCCAGCGGGAGGACCUCUCCCACAGUUCCCACCAUCUUUUGGCACUCCACCUCCAGGCUUCCCACCUUCCUUCAACAGGCCACCACCUUAUGACUACAACAUGGGUCCCAGGGGUCCUGCUGCUGCUCUUCCACCUCACCCUCCAGACUUCAGCACCCCACCCCCAGGCAUGCAGCUUCCUGACUUAAGUAAACCCCCGCCGGGCUUCCCAUUGGCCACUCCGCGCCUACCUCUACCCCCGGAAGUGGAUCUCACCCCAUCAGUGCCAUACUAUGAGUUACCUGCUGGUCUAAUGGCGCCGCUUGUCAAGCUUGAGGACACAGAAUACAGACCUCUGGACCCACGAGACAUCCGCCUACCCCCGCCAGCUCCACCCAGUGAGCGACUCCUGGCAGCCGUGGAGGCAUUCUACAGCUUACCCACCCAUGAGCGCCCUAGAGACAGUGAGGGCUGGGAGAAGCUAGGGCUGUAUGAGUUCUUCAAAGCAAAACAGAAGGCGAAGAAGAUAAAGGAAAGGGAACGAGAGAUGAUGCCGAACAGAAGGUCACCUUCAAGAUCACCCAUACCAGACUUCCGGCGCUCUAGGUCAAGGUCACCGGUGAGGCGGAGACGCAGAUACAAUAGUGGCAGGAGAAGCAACUCUCGGUCACGCUCCUGCUCGAGGUCACAUUCUCGUUCCAGUUCACCCCUUCCGUACCAACGCUCCAGCCGCUCCCCAUCUCCCACCAGGGCCUCACACUCGCAGAGGAAGUCACGCUCACGCAGUGCAACCCCACCCAGGGCAAGCUUUGCUGAACCCCUGAUGAACACAGGGCCUGUCUCAAAACUAGGAGAGGACAACAAAGGGCAUCAACUCCUCAUGAAAAUGGGUUGGGGAGGUCGUGGACUUGGGGCCACAGAGCAGGGUAUCGUGGAGCCUAUAAGUGGGGGAGAGGUCCGAGACAGGCAGGACAAGUUUAAAGGAGUUGGGAUCGACAUCAAAGAUCCGUUUGAACAGUUCAGGAAGAAUAAAAGUGCUGGGUUCAUACAGAGAAUGAGGGCCAGGGAUGAGAACAUCAAAGAGACGAAGAAGAAGCCAGACGAUAAGAACGGAGAUUGAGAGGUACAUAUGUGUUGUGAAACAGGAAGAAGUGCUGCCGUCUGAUGUACUGAUGAGGAGAAGAAUUUUGUGUAUAGUGCAGAGACAUUGUGUCCAGAUUUGGGAGUACAGACAUGGUUUACAGACCUGAUGGAUAGACAUAGUGUACAGACCAGGUGGAUGGACAUGGUGUACAGAUCUGGCUGAUAGACAUGAUCUACAGACCUGGUGGAUAGACAUGGUCUUCAAAUAUGGUGUAGAGACAUGGUUUACAAACCUGGUUGAUAGACAUGGUUUACAAACCUGGUUGAUAGACAUGGUGUACAGAUCUGGUAGAUAGACAUGAUCUACAGACCUGGUGUAAAGGCAUGAUGUAGAGACCUUGUUGACAAACAUUGUGUUGACAGACAUUGGAGUACAGA